Molecule: messenger RNA, 1349 nt
Organism: Armigeres subalbatus
Lineage: Eukaryota; Metazoa; Arthropoda; Insecta; Diptera; Culicidae
Exons: 3
Coding region: 314-1279 (321 amino acids)
Cellular component (GO): chitin-based extracellular matrix
Molecular function (GO): structural constituent of chitin-based larval cuticle
Source: RefSeq, a predicted model, not a curated record
UUAUUUACAUGUCUCCGGUGAAAAGUGAUGGACGUCGAUCGGUGGUGAGCAGAUACGCAGCAGCAACAGCAGCAGCAGCACUUCAACCCAGUGCCAAGGAACGUGCGGCAGAUCGGAGAUCACGUGCUCACAAAUUCAGUGGCCGGUGCUUGGGAGAGGAGGGGAACCGAAAGCGCGUGGAGUGUGUGGUUGGCGCGCCAGUUUAUUGACGUUGGGCUGUUCGAGUGGAAGAAAAUUCAGUUGUGCUUUUGUUGUGAAGGAAAACAGUAACGAAAAUCCCAUUCCGAAGAGUGCAGUUGGUGCAAGUUGCAAAAUGAAGCUUAUUAUUCUGUUAUCGGUAUGCUUAUUCAGCAUCAUCGCACAAUCCAGCGCUCUACCAAUGAAAGUCAGCAAGCCACAGGCCCUCGUCACCAGCCGUGAAGAUCGCUCAUCAGACGUCGCCCCUGCAAGCACAAUUCCUACCAAAAAAGAUGCAGCCUCAGCCUUGAAACCCGGUACCGGGUAUUUCAUUCGAGUGGUCCCCAAGGAGCAGGACGAAUUCGAACGAUUGAUGGAUUUUUUCGCAGUUGGGGAGAUCGAUUCGCCCAGCGAGUUAGCCGGAUCUCCCCAAAAGACGUCCUACGGCUCCUAUAGUCCACGACAGGAUGAUCUGACGGAACCACUACUGCCGCCACCGGUCGACCAGAACGAACCCAACUACUAUACUGCCAAACUGAGAAAAAGCAAGAGCAAGAAGUACAUCCCAAAUCAGAAACUGGUGAAUCUGAAGAAUAUGGAAAACAUCGAAAACACCGAGAAUGAAAAAUCCAGGCAGAAUGCCGGAUAUCCCAGUAGCGGUGAAAUCGAUGAGGUGGACUUUUUGGGGGGACUUGAUCUGGAGAAGCUACUGGCGUCCGCUUGGCUCACGCAGGCCGAUGCUGACGCGGAAGCUGCCAAAGGGAAAGUUACCUCCAGCACCGCCAGGGAGUUGAAGCAGGCUGAGUUGAACAUGGGAGAGUUUGUGCCCAGUCAGCAGCGUCGAAUGGACGAAAACACCCGAUGGUUGCCGAACGAACACGAAGGUGCACGAGUUGAUUAUCAGCUACACGGUCAUAAAGGGCCUGGUAGCUAUGCGUUUGGAUUUGACACGGGUAACGGGAAGGAUCGGAAGUUCCACGUAGAGGAGCGAGACAACGACGGUAACGUAAGAGGUCGCUACGGAUAUUAUACCAAAAGCGGGAAGUUAAGAAUUGUGAAAUAUCGAUCAUCACCUGAAAAAGGCUUUCAAGUGGAGAGCUAGGAGUAUGCAAUUUUUUAGUUAUUUAUUUUUACACAUUGUACAAAUUUUAAUAAAGAUAAAAUAUUGAAAA